Carassius gibelio (silver crucian carp) is the source of this 3140-nucleotide messenger RNA. RefSeq names its product AP-1 complex subunit mu-1. Gene Ontology annotation, cellular component: clathrin-coated vesicle; clathrin adaptor complex. Gene Ontology annotation, biological process: vesicle-mediated transport; intracellular protein transport. The transcript has 12 exons. Gene Ontology annotation, molecular function: clathrin-cargo adaptor activity. NCBI's taxonomy places the organism in Eukaryota, Metazoa, Chordata, Actinopteri, Cypriniformes, Cyprinidae. The coding region runs from base 198 to 1469 and encodes 423 amino acids. The record is from RefSeq and is a predicted model, not a curated record.
AGGCGGCGCUGCAGUCACUCACUCUCACCGCAGCAGCGUCUCCCGGUUCCUCUAAAUCUCUCCCAUCCGCUAUUUUGAUGCUGGAGAUUCUCUGAUCGUCUAAAACGUAUGACAGCUCUUUAUUAAACUAACAAAUGCGACAGAAGUGAGCGAACUUGUGUAUAUUAAGGAUCAAAGCGGUCGCGGAAGGCGCAAACAUGUCGGCGAGCGCUGUUUAUGUGCUGGAUCUGAAGGGGAAGGUGCUGAUAUGCCGUAAUUACCGCGGUGAUGUGGACAUGUCCGAGAUCGAGCAUUUCAUGUCGCUGCUGAUGGAUAAAGAGGAGGAGGGGAUGCUGUCGCCCAUCCUGGCUCACGGGGGAGUUCGCUUCAUGUGGAUCAAGCACAAUAACCUGUACCUUGUUGCAACCUCCAAGAAGAAUGCUUGUGUCUCCCUGGUUUUCUCCUUCCUCUACAAAAUUGUUCAGGUUUUCUCUGAAUACUUUAAGGAGCUGGAGGAGGAGAGCAUCAGAGAUAACUUUGUCAUAAUCUACGAGCUGCUGGAUGAACUCAUGGACUUUGGAUACCCGCAAACCACUGACAGCAAGAUCCUCCAGGAAUACAUCACGCAGGAAGGUCACAAGCUGGACACGGGCGCUCCUCGGCCCCCUGCUACGGUCACCAACGCCGUCUCCUGGAGGUCAGAGGGCAUCAAGUACAGGAAGAACGAGGUUUUCCUGGACGUCAUCGAGUCUGUCAACCUCCUGGUCAGCGCGAACGGAAACGUCCUCUGCAGCGAGAUCGUGGGCUCCAUUAAGAUGAGAGUGUUCCUCUCAGGGAUGCCCGAGCUGCGUUUGGGUCUGAACGACAAGGUUCUGUUCGAGAACACCGGCCGUGGGAAGAGUAAGUCCGUGGAGCUGGAGGAUGUGAAGUUUCAUCAGUGUGUGCGUCUGUCUCGAUUCGAGAACGAUCGCACGAUCUCCUUCAUCCCUCCGGACGGAGAGUUUGAGCUGAUGUCCUACCGCCUCAACACACACGUGAAGCCUCUGAUCUGGAUCGAGUCUGUGAUUGAGAAGCAUUCACACAGCAGAAUCGAGUACAUGAUCAAGGCCAAGUCUCAGUUUAAGCGACGCUCCACUGCCAACAACGUGGAGAUCCACAUCCCAGUCCCGACGGAUGCCGACACGCCCAAGUUUAAGACCACGGUGGGCAGCGUCAAGUGGGUGCCGGAGAACAGCGAGAUCGUUUGGUCCAUCAAAUCUUUCCCGGGAGGGAAGGAGUACCUGAUGAGGGCUCAUUUCGGGCUGCCCAGCGUUGAGGCGGAGGACAAGGAGGGAAAGCCACCAAUCAGUGUCAAGUUUGAGAUUCCUUAUUUCACCACCUCUGGAAUACAGGUGCGUUACCUGAAGAUCAUCGAGAAGAGCGGCUAUCAGGCCCUGCCCUGGGUGCGAUACAUCACCCAGAAUGGAGACUAUCAGCUGCGGACUCAGUGAACAUGAAGAAUUAGCCUGGAGGAUCAUGGGUCUGUCUCUAUUUCGGCUCCACACUCAUCUGCAGUAUUCACAACACACUAGUGCUUCCAAUCAUUUCAAACAAAUACACGGCAGAUCUUAAGACUAACAGAUUGGAAUCGAGUUUAGGUUUUAUUCAAAUCUUCCUGUUUUGAAUCUUACGAAACUCUCCAGGACAUUUGAAUCAUAUAAAUCUUUACUCGGAAGAAUCAUAUGAAUCUUUACUUGUUAUUAGAAUCAUAUGAAUCUUUACUCGGAAGAAUCAUAUGAAUCUUUACUUGUUAUUAGAAUCAUAUGAAUCUUUACUCGGAAGAACCAUAUGAAUCUUUACUUGUUAUUAGAAUCAUAUAAAUCUUUACUCGGAAGAAUCAUAUGAAUCUUUACUUGUUAUUAGAAUCAUAUAAAUCUUUAUUCGGAAGAAUCAUAAGAAUCUUUACUUGUUAUUAGAAUCAUAAAUCUUUACUCGGAAGAAUCAUAUGAAUCUUUACUCGGAAGAAUCAUAUGAAUCUUUACUCGGAAGAAUCAUAUGAAUCUUUACUCGGAAGAAUCAUAUGAAUCUUUACUUGUUAUUAGAAUCAUAAAUCUUUACUUGAAAGAAUCAUAUGUAUCUUUACUUGGAAGAAUCAUGUAUCUUUCCUCAGAAGAAUCAUAUGAAUCUUUCAUUUUGAAUAACUAAAAUUCUUAUCUUGUCAAAACGAAUCACAUUCCCUUUAAAUUCUCAUUGAUUCUGUUGAUUCUGUGUUGAAAUAUGAGCCUGACGUCCUUGAGAGGAUUUGAAAGAUUCAUACUUGCUGAUUCACUGAACUGAAUCAUUUCUUGGCCGUUCCACAAGCUUUAAUUCUCAAACUGCAGAUGUGUGUGUGUACGGUGUGUGUGUGUUUGACAGUAAACCGGAAUCAAGUUCCUUUUCACUUGAUGAAAACGCAGCGCAGUCCUCGUCCAAGGGUACCACGUCACAUCUCAACGGAGGAAGUGUUCAUACGCGUCACAUUUCAGAUGUUUUCAUACUGUAAACACGUCAUGUUUGUGGUUAUUUAUCAGAUGAAUUCAACAAUGUCGUGAGGUCACAGCGAAAGUAUGUUGCAAAUUACAGUGUUUGUUACAUUUCAAUCAAAACUCAAAAGAUCUUAUGAUAUUUUGAAGCGUUUGUAUUUCUAGGUCAUCAUUUUUUUCAGGGACGUCCUCAGAUAUUGUUUAUUAAUAUUCAGUAUUUUUAGUUUUUUAUGUCAUUCCUGCACACUGACUCAUUCGUUUGUAUUUUAUUUUAGAGUUUAUUUAUAGUCUGUCCAGUGAUUGAGUAUUUUGGGCUGCUCUGGGAUCUGUUCACAGUACCUCAUGAGUUUACACCACUGACUCGAUUGAAACCGUUCAACACACAACUGAAAACUAAAGUCAACCGUGGUGCCAAUUAAAAAAAAAAAAAAAGAGGAGAUUAAAUCAUAAUUGUUAGUUUUUUGUAUUAGUUUGUCGAUUGGUCUCAUUUCAAUUGCCUUCAAAAGGACAGAAUGUGAAGGUUACCAUGUUUACUAUGGUACAGCAUGCAGUGGAGCUGAAAUGUGACGUAAUUGCAUUCCUCUUGAAAUGUUCCUGUAUCUCACUUAAUUCAUCUCUUUGUGCACGUCAGACAUCAAUAAAGUACCCGUUUAGAAAAUA